Messenger RNA from Salarias fasciatus (jewelled blenny), 1470 nucleotides. It is a transcript of the gene snai1b, whose product is annotated as snail family zinc finger 1b. Gene Ontology annotation, biological process: regulation of DNA-templated transcription. Gene Ontology annotation, molecular function: RNA polymerase II cis-regulatory region sequence-specific DNA binding; DNA-binding transcription factor activity, RNA polymerase II-specific. The transcript has 5 exons. The coding region runs from base 364 to 1143 and encodes 259 amino acids. The record is from RefSeq and is a predicted model, not a curated record. NCBI's taxonomy places the organism in Eukaryota, Metazoa, Chordata, Actinopteri, Blenniiformes, Blenniidae.
UCUUCGUUUCUCCAAAUAUUGUCCUAACCUAUUGACGCCUUCAUUAUUUCUUCCUUCUCAAGAGACGCCAAUGAACAGUGAAGGGCUGAAACCAGCAGAGGUGGGCAGCGAAGGUGAAUGGGACUGCUGGCGCCGGGAGACGAGGAGGUGUGAUAAUGGGGCGGAGAUCUGCCCACCCAGACCGCUUCUGCCCCCUUAAUAAGGGGAGGCAACUGCAGGGAUCCCCAACAAGACACGGUGGAGAUACACAGACAGCGUCGGACCCUCUCCUCUCCUCUCCUGAAGAGCCGCUCCGCCUGAAGCUGCGCUCCUCCGAGGCGCACGACCACCCCGGGAAUUAAACCCCCAGACCGCAGCCGCAACAUGCCCCGAUCAUUCCUCAUCAGGAAAUAUUGUUUCAGCAAGAAGCAAUGGAAGAGGCAGCUGGAGAGCCAAGCAGCUUUUGUCCCAGAAAGCUUUCCAGAGGCAGAGCUUCCAGCACAGAGCCACGGCUCUGCCCUGACCCACCGGGCCCCGGUCCUUCUCAUCAGCAGCCUGUACUCCCUGCCUGCCCCGCUCUCCCCCGUGUCGCUGUCCCCCUCGCCACGGGGUCCAAUGGACCUCAGCAGCUCCCCCUCCUGUAGCAGCGCCGAGGACGAGGAGGACGGCGGCCGCACGUCGGACCCCCCCAGCCCCGAGGCCAUCCAGUCCGCCUGCAGCGAGAGCUACUGCGGCCUCUCCGCGCUGUCCUGCCACCAGCUCCCCUCCGCCCGUGUCCUCCCACAGCAGCAGACCCCCUCCCUGCCGAGCGACGCCUCAACACGCCCCGUCUUCCACUGCAAAGACUGCCUCAAGGAGUACACCAGCCUGGGAGCCCUGAAGAUGCACAUCCGCUCACACACUCUGCCCUGUGUGUGUCCCACGUGUGGGAAGGCGUUCUCCAGGCCGUGGCUGCUCAGAGGACACAUUCGCACCCACACAGGCGAGCGUCCCUUCGCCUGUCAGCACUGCAGCCGGGCCUUCGCCGAUCGCUCCAACCUGCGCGCUCACAUGCAGACCCACUCCGAGGUGAAGAAGUACCAGUGCGGCUCCUGCUCUCGCACCUUCAGCCGCAUGUCCCUGCUGAACAAGCACAGCAGCUCUGGAUGCUGUCCGGCCUCGUAGGCAUUCCCUGGAUUACCCCGAUGACGCUGUCGAAGCUGCUCGUCGGUCCUGUUUUCAUGAUCUGAGCCAAGACGCCCAAAGGACGAUGGGGAAAUUAUUUCCAGCUGCAUAAAUGGCAAUUCCGCUUCAUAAAGAGACUUUUUAAAGUGCCUUCGUUUCGAGACGGUGGAUGUAUCAGAAGCCAUAUGAGAUUGCGUGGCGUAUUUUUUUGAUGCUUCCUGUCAACUGUUUGUAUGUGUGUGAUUUAAGGGCAGCUGGACAUGUAGUUAAUUCCCAGGAAGCUCCGUCGGUGCCGGCCGGUCCGGGACGCUCGCCAUGCCGCAGCUG